Messenger RNA from Magnolia sinica, 2236 nucleotides. Its product is annotated as SUN domain-containing protein 4. Gene Ontology annotation, biological process: protein folding in endoplasmic reticulum. The transcript is spliced from 6 exons. Gene Ontology annotation, cellular component: cytoplasm; membrane. Bases 221 to 2179 code for a protein of 652 amino acids. NCBI's taxonomy places the organism in Eukaryota, Viridiplantae, Streptophyta, Magnoliopsida, Magnoliales, Magnoliaceae. The record is from RefSeq and is a predicted model, not a curated record.
AAAAUGAAUAUAAAAAGGAGUUCGAUCGUAGAAGACGGCUUAAAAAAUGGCUUUUUGGAUUCCUUUUCUUCGUUGAACGAGUUUUCGAUCUUAUUUCCUUCUGCGAUCUCGAUCUCUUUGAAGAUCUCGCGAGAAACAGAUUAGGAUCGGUGAGGAGAUUUCCAUCAGAUUCAAGAACAGAAAUAGGAUAGAUUGAAAGCUGUAAUUGGAUUGAUGAGCAAUGCAGAGAUCCCGUAGAGCUCUUCUGCACAGAAGAAGAGCUUUGGAGAACGCCAUCUCUGGAAGGAACCAACUUUAUAAGGUGUCCUUGUCUCUAGUUCUCGCUUUGUGGGGAAUUGUAUUUCUUCUGAACUCAUGGAUUGGCCAGAGCGAUGGUUAUAGAGAUGGGUCGACUGUUAUCGCUGGUGAAGUAACUCGGCAUGAAGUUGAGGCUGAACCCAAAAAAGGAUCUGAUUCUGGAGAUGAAUCCGUAUCUGAAGUAGCAAUUUCCAAUUACCAUGAUCAAGAUAUGGGUGGUUUGAGUGCUGAGGCUGCAGGAAGUAGCUAUGAAUUUCUGGCAGCUGAAGAAAAUGAAACACAUUCAUUGCCAGCUUGCAAAGAUCGAGCAGAGGUAGAGAACUCUGGUUUGGGGCCAAAAGAAAAUGAAAUGCAUUCAUUGCCACUUACCGAAGAACGAGCAGAGGUAGAGACCACUGCUUUGGGUGUAAAAGCUGAAAAGGAAACACAAAAAACUGACCGAGCAGAGGUAGAGACCGCUGCUUUGGGGGUAAAAGCUGAAAAGGAGACACAAAAAACCGACCGAGCAGAGGUAGAGACCGCUGCUUUGGGGGUAAAAGCUGAAAAGGAAACACAAAAAACCGACCGUUUGUCUCGUAUUGCACCUCCAGGUCUCGAUGAGUUCAAGAGCAAAGCAAUCAAUCCGAAGGGAAAACCUGCAAAUGGUCAGACUGGCAACAUCAUACACAGAGUGGAGCCUGGUGGGAAAGAGUACAAUUACGCUUCUGCCACAAAGGGCGCAAAAAUCUUGGCUUGUAACAAGGAAUCAAAGGGUGCCGCCAACAUCUUAGACAAAGACAAGGACAAAUACCUUAGGAACCCAUGUUCGGCGGAAGAAAAAUUCGUGGUUAUGGAACUUUCAGAAGAAACCUUAGUGGAUACCAUUGAAAUAGCAAACUUCGAGCACUAUUCAUCCAACUUGAAGGAUUUCGAGCUGCUAAGUAGUCUGGUUUAUCCAACAGAUAGCUGGAUCAAACUCGGUAAUUUCACUUACAGUAAUGUAAAGCAUGCACAGAGGUUUUCUCUUCAGGAGCCUAAAUGGACGAGAUAUCUAAAGCUGAAUCUGCUGAGUCAUUAUGGUUCAGAAUUCUACUGCACACUAAGUGCUGUGGAAGUUUAUGGAGUGGAUGUGGUAGAGCGGAUGCUGGAGGAUUUGAUAGCAACGCAAGAUAAUCGAUUUGGAUCCGAGGAAACUCCUGCUGGGCAAACACCAACACCUGUACAGGUAGAGCCCACUGAUGGGGACGAUCUUUAUCGUAGACUCCUUAAUGCAAUUGAAGAUGAUAAUGGGCCAGAAAAUCUUAACAACAAACAUGAAGUUUCGAAGAGUAGCAUGCCUGAUCCAGUUGUAGAAACACGGCCUCAGCCUGUUGGGAGGAUGCCUGGAGACACAGUUCUCAAGAUUCUUAUGCAGAAAGUCCAAUCUCUAGAUUUGAAUUUCUCUGUUUUGGAGCGAUACCUGGAGGAACUGAACUCCAGAUAUGGCAGUAUCUUCAAAGAAUUUGAUGAUGAGAUUGCGGAGAAGGAUUUACUUUUGGAGAAACUCAAAUUAGAGAUCAAGAACCUUGCUGACAGCAAGGAGAUCUUGGCCAAAGAUGUUGGAGAUCUUGUUUCAUGGAAAUCUCUUGUUUCCUGGAAAUUGGAUAAAUUAAUCAAAGAUAAUGAAAAUCUCAGAUGGGAGGUGGAGAAAGUUCGGGACGAUCAGGUGAACAUGGAGAAGAAGGGCCUGGCAGUGAUAUUUUUGAGUUUUGUUUUUGGGUGUUUGGCGGUAACGCGGCUAUUGUUAGAUAUGUUAGUGAGGGUUUGGAGAAGACAGAAAUGUGAGGAAUAUGGGAGGACGAGCUCUGCAUGGCUUAUGGUACUCUUGAGCAGUAGCAUUGCACUUCUUAUCCUCUCGCUAUAAAUGCAUAUUCAUGUACUGAGCAUUUUACAGCUGCUGCAUUCCUAUCUUCUUCCUGCA